Camelina sativa (false flax) is the source of this 955-nucleotide messenger RNA. The record is from RefSeq and is a predicted model, not a curated record. NCBI's taxonomy places the organism in Eukaryota, Viridiplantae, Streptophyta, Magnoliopsida, Brassicales, Brassicaceae.
CUUCUGCGCACAUAAACCCCUUGAAAACUGCCACUCGCAUAUCCGGCGCGUUAAAGCCACGUACGAUUAAGCGUGGUGAGUCUUUUCUUCUGCUCUUUCGUUGACUUAAUCCUUAAUCCUUAUUUCUAUCACUUUGGUAGACACAUUUACAUCGAACGAGUUGCACAACUUGCAAGUGGUGUUUGUGUUUCACAAAAUCUGGUUAUCGAAUCUGUGACAAAUUUUGCAGAUCGGGUUUUGGUUUUUACUCAAUCAGGUACUAUCAAUUUAUUUUCGCUUAUGAGAAUCUGAUUGUGGAUUCAGCAAUAAUUGAGCAUGGAAUCAGAACUGACACUUCAUGAAGGUGGGUGCCAUUGUGGAAAAAUCAAAUGGAGAGUCAAAGCGUCGACGAGUGUAGUGGCUUGGAGCUGCAACUGCACAGAUUGUUCAAUGAGAGGCAAUGUUCAUUUCAUUGUUCCUUCAAGCAACUUUGAGCUUCUUGAUGAUUCCAGUGACUUCAUUACUACUUACACUUUUGGGACUCACACGGCCAAGCAUACUUUCUGCAAGGUCUGUGGGAUCACGUCGUUUUACAUCCCAAGGUCUAACCCCGAUGGAGUCGCUGUCACGGUUAAGUGUGUCAAGUCGGGGACACUGGAUCAUGUUGAGGUUAAAAGCUAUGAUGGUCAGAACUGGGAAAUGUCCCACAAAAAGACCGGUAUUGCCUCGUUUUCCAAAGAGUGAUAUGAUAAGAUCAACUCAAGAGUGUAAUGGCCAAGAAGAAAAGAAUCUAAAGCAGUCAUCAAAAUUUCACCUUAAGAAACACAGGGGAGAAACAAUUUGGAAAACUAGAAAAGCUUUUUUGCCUAAACCCUUUUGAGAAUAAUGCUCAGGGUAUUGAGUUUCGAGUUGUUCAAAUCUACACAUGUAGACACCUGUGUUCAUGAUAAGUUUAUAUGAUUUCAUUUCUUGCUAA